Molecule: messenger RNA, 675 nt
Organism: Durusdinium trenchii
Lineage: Eukaryota; Dinophyceae; Suessiales; Symbiodiniaceae
Source: the annotation of a GenBank genome assembly
AUGGAAGCCGCCAAACCGGCGCCCAAGCGCCGGAAAACCAAAGCCAAUCGGUUGACAGAAGCGUUGGAAGCCGAUGCAGACAAGGAUGAAGAAGCCGAGCCCAGAGGAGUCGUAUAUUUGGGUUCUCUUCCCAACGGUUUUUUUGAGCCGCAGAUGAAGACGUACUUCUCCCAAUUCGGGGAGGUCACCCGCUUUCGGCUCUCUCGCUCGCCAAAAACUGGCGGGUCCAAGGGCUUCGGCUUCAUUGAGUUUAGACAGGAGAGCGUUGCAAAGAUCGUGGCGCAAACCAUGAACAAGUAUCUUCUUGGUGACAGGUCUCUGGUGUGCAAGUUCAAGCCCAAGGACGAGUGUCACCCGAAGAUGUUCAAGGGCUGGCGAAGGAAGCCUUUUGACCCAAGACCUCGCCGACGAGAAAAGCAGAUGCUUUCCGUAAAUGAUCGACCCACAGUCGAGGUCGAUGGUCAAGCUGUGCCACAGCUCACAGAGCUCCAGGUGAAGCACCAUGAGAGGCGCAGGAAGAAACUCAAGGGAAAGCUUCGGCAGUUGGAAAUCGACUAUGACGUCGAUGAGAUCUUGAAUGGAGGUGGGACUGCAGAUAAUGAAGCCGAGGCAGAGGAGCCUGAAGCUCAAGAACAGAAGCAGCCCAAAAAGAAGAAGAGGCGUUUUGUCCCUUAG